Molecule: messenger RNA, 423 nt
Organism: Symbiodinium natans
Lineage: Eukaryota; Dinophyceae; Suessiales; Symbiodiniaceae
Source: the annotation of a GenBank genome assembly
AUGGCUCCUUGCAUGCGGGAGGGCUGCACGCGUCUGGCUUUUGGAGGCCAUCGCUUCUGCUGUCGCGAGUGCCGCUAUGGCAUGGGUCAUGGCGGUCGUUGUGCCCACAGACAGGCCCAGGCCCAGGCAGCAGGCGUCCCGAGAGGCCCUCCUCGGGCCAUGCUCGUGGAACUGAACCUCACAGUCCUGCCCGGGUUCGUGCGUGAUGCCGUCACGGACGAUGGGGAAGAUCUGCUGCCCCGGCUUCUGCUAUAUGUGCUCUACCAGCUGAGUACACUACUGCCGCCACAGGCCCGGAGGCGCUACUUUCAGGGGCUGCUCCUCGUGUUUCACCCCGACCGCUUGUCGGGCGUGCGCAUAGCGCACGUGCUGGCGCGCGUGCUUACACAGCUUCUGGCAGAAAGCUUGAAUCAGGACGAUUGA